This is a messenger RNA of Teleopsis dalmanni, 2338 nucleotides long. RefSeq lists its product as uncharacterized. The record is from RefSeq and is a predicted model, not a curated record. The coding region runs from base 231 to 1637 and encodes 468 amino acids. Lineage: Eukaryota; Metazoa; Arthropoda; Insecta; Diptera; Diopsidae. The transcript has 3 exons.
AUUUAAAUUAGUAUCAUAAAAUUUUAUAAUGUGUAAUUCAUUUGGUACAACUAAUAGUUAAAAUGUAAUAGAAGUAAUUUUUGGUGUGCUUUUUGUAAACUUUUUGUGGUAUAGAAAUUACUACAACUAAAUUAAAUUCAACACAAAUUUAAGAAGUUCAGCAACUGAUUCCGAUGUUAACAGAUUAAAAAAGUUUUGAUGUAAAAAAAAAUUGUCUUCUAUUAAUUAAAAUGCCGGAAAGCAAAGGGAAAUCACAUCCAGUCAUGAAAUCAGUACCUAAAAAUGAGACGAAAGUGGAUGAUACCUCUUUAAAAUAUUCAGUACGGGAACGAGCAAAAAUGUUUGAAAACUUACUGGAUCAAAAUACGUCACCUAAGGACUUCAAAUGCAGUUGUCAACAUUCAAAGAAAGUUAUAUAUAAUGACAUCAAAAAGAACUCUAAUAAAAGUGCAAUUUUGAAUCAGAAAUCUGAGCCAUCCCGUUUUCCAUUGUCCGAAAGGCUUCGUUUCUUCAACGAACUCGGUAAAGACGUAAAGUAUCAAAGUUCGAAUGUACCAAUGUAUAGUUCUGGUGGUACUGACAUCAAAGGAAUAAAAUUUGAUACCAAUAAAAGUUAUGUUCAGCAAAGCACACCUUUAGAAGUAUCAAAAUUUAAAAGUAAAAAUGCAAUCACAGUAAUUCCAAAAGUUGGUAAAAAGGACUCAACCCGAGCCAAUACCACGAUAGUAGAUAAGAAAUCUUUUGAUUUAGCCUUAAGGUGUAAGCGUUCAAAAACAGGCUUAACAAAUGCAUCAAGAACGCCUCUUUCACUAAUUAUGCCAAAUGAAAUGCCAAGCAGUCAUGUUUCAUCUGUGCUGAAGUUGAAAUCGCAAUCUAACUCCUCAUUGUAUUUUUCUGAUGCUCAAAAGCACAAUAGUAAUGAAAAUGUGUUUCCCUCAAAGAUUAAUACGAGAAGCGGUUCGAAUGACUUCAUAAAGAAACCAAUAGAAAAAAUAAAACCACAUACUAUUGGAAAUAAUGUUCGCUACAAAGAAGAGCAGCUAACAAAAGGAUUUAAUCAAUUUUUAAAGCAUAAGAAUACUUUCGCAGGAAAUACGAAGUCUACCAGUUAUAAUGUUGAUAGAUUCGACAAUAUAAAUGUGCGUCAAAAAAUAGAGAGUUUCAAUCAUUUGUACAAAUCACCUUCUCCUGUCUUAUUAGUCAGCAAUAAUAAUGUAUUUUGUGUCAACUGUCAAAAACAGGCACAAAUUGUUGAUGAACGAUAUGCUAAAUAUUUUGGCAUCAAGCCAUCAAAUGUGGGAAGGAAGAAUCAAACACAGACAUCACAAUUAAAAAAAAUAGUUGGUCAAGAUGACCAGUUCAAACGUGUAAAUUCUGCAUAUUCUAAUAAAUCCGUUGACUCAUAUGUUACUGCUCAAGGUUCAAUAAUGAGUUCAAAAUCUUUAGCUAAGCAAAAGACUGUAUCAAAUUUCCAAACUGCAAGUUCCGUUUGUAAGAAAAAUAAAUUCCAGAAAAGUCCAGCUGUGAUAUAUGACGAUCUUAAGCCAAUAACAACAUUUGAUCAAAUUAUUAUUACAAAAGAGGAACUUCUCUCUGCUGAAGCUGAUUUUGACCGUUUAUUCCACUUUGAAAUAUGAAACAACACUGACACGAAAGCUAUCAAGAUAUAGCAGAGACAUUAAACAGCAACUACAGGACACGAGGGAAUCUUGGAAAGAAGCUCAAUGUAUGUGUUCCACUUGAAUUAAAGAAAAGAAAUUUGAUUGAUAGAAUAAACAGCAGUAAAAUACUGCUCAAACGUAACGAAAUGGAACCAUUUUUGAAGCAAAUCAUUACGAGAGAAGGAAUAUGGUUGAAAUAUGACAAUACCCAAUGCAAGUGAUCAUGGUCAAAGAUCGUUGACACUCCGCAAACAAUUUCAAAGACUGGAUUGACGCCAAAAAAGGUUUUGUUCAGUGUUUGGUAGAAUUGGAAGGGAGCUGUCAAUUACGAGCUGCUAUAGCCUGGUGAAACAGUUAACUCGGUCAUUUACUGCUUACAACCUCGACUGUAUGGACGAUACAAUUAAAAGUCUAACUCGACAAUGUCAGGCCGCACACAACUUUAAUGACUUGAAAUGCAUUAAGGAAAUUUGAUUGGGAAGUUUGAAUGCAUUGACCGUAUAGUCCAGACCCUGCACCAGUUGACUACUGUUUGUUGCGAUGAUUGCAAAAUUUUUUUCAAGGUAAAAAAUUGGCUAGCCGAACAGUUGCUUAAAAUCACUUGACGAAGUUUUUCACCGAUCAAUCACAGAACUUCUAUAGAAGCUACCAGAAAAACAGUAACAGAUUAUAAAUAA